CACCUCAUCUCAGCUCAGCUGUAUUUGUGAAUGUACUGUGAGGAAGCACGGAGGGCAAAUCCAUUAUUGGCUUCUUGAACAAACAUCAAAUCCACAAAGAAAUUCUUGCUUUUGCAAUAACUUGCAUCUUUUAGCACCUGUUAAAAUCUAUAUUUUGCUACCUUUUUUUGGCCAGAAAUGAAAAUAAAAUGUGAAUUUCUGUCGUAUAAAAUAAAGAUACUUUUCGGUGAAAAUGUGUGAGAUGCUGAUGAGGGAAUGUUCCAGAGAACCAGUGUGAUCAUUUGCCUGAACCUGCUGCCUGGUAGUCAGCUGUCACGUGUUAACUUUCAGACUAACAGAUGUGGAUGGAGCUUUGUUUAAUGCGUAGACUCACUUUAGAGGGAUGUACAGCAGAAACAAAAUGGGAGCGCAGCUGGACGUUCUUCUUUGACUCUUCUCUAAAUAUCGUUCUUUUGACCGUUGAGCACUUUAAAAGCGAUGGAGUGCUGAAACUUUGAAAAUAAUGGCAAAUAUGUGAAAUGUUGUUUUUUGUAGGGCUGGACCUGAAUAUCCGAUUCGUUCGCUACGGCACUAUCCGGAUAUUCAUUUUGGUAUCCGAAUGUUCGCAACACCCACCCUCCCCCUCUCCCACUGUCAGACGUCACCGGGUGGAAAGAAUAUUCAGCGUUGCUGUCUUCCCUGCGCCUUCGGCCCAUUUCGGCUCAUUCCGCCGUGUUCUUCGGCUCAUUUCGGCUCACCCAUUCGUGUUUCUUACCACCACCCGAAUGGUCGGGUGGCUGCCGACUCUGACGUCACGCUUCACUUCGUUGCAUAAACACAAGACUAAAGACUACACGAGAGCAAAAUGUGGACCCAGGAGACCAGACAAACGGAUCCGAAUAUUCGGGCCGUCGCUGUGCCGCCAUGCGCGCGCCUAUUUUCAGUGACCAAUGCUGUGGGUCUGUUACAGUUACAUAGAAGCCAUACUGCAGACAAAAAAUACAACAACUUCUUAACGUUUCUUUGACAUCUUGUUGAAGAUUAGCAGAAGAUAUAUUAUUUUUAAUUCAUAAUUAUAUAUUUUGGGUGGGUGAACUGCCCAGCGGUGUCAAUCAAGUAAAAACAAAUGUCGGUGAAGAAAAUGUCCGGCCACAAUGAAGGAUCGUCAACCCGCCCAGUCUUCAAAUUGUAGGGAUCUGGCAAGGUUUUACUGUUUCCCUGAUAUCUCAGCUUACUCAUGUAUCUUUGUCGGGCCUCAGGUGAUAAGGAUUGAGCAUAAUCGGACAAUUUCACGGAAGGAUAGUUCGCAUUGUUAUCGUCAGCCAUUGUUCCUCUGGUUCCUCUUGCCAACCAGCGCGGUAAUCACGUGACUUAGUGACAUCACUGUUUGUAAACACUGGCGUCUCCCAUAGGGCCCGAAUAUUCGGAGGCCAGAAACCACUAUUCGGGCCAGCCCUAGUUUUUUGCUGAUUUAAAUACAGGACAUGGUGUAAUUCUGCAGCAAAAGAUGAACGGAAAUUCUUUCUUUUUUCUUGAGUUUACUGCAUAUUAUUUGUAAUUUCACAAAACAGAAAAAAAAAAUCUGAAAAAUACAGUUUUAAAUUUUUUUUUACCAUUUUAAAAUCCUUAAUAUGGACAUUUUUUUUCCGUUGAAUACACAGUGGUGGCACCACCAUGCAUUUCUAUCAUCAAAGAAAUUUAAAAAAGUAGAAAAUAAUGCUCUUUCAUGUCAAAAGUGACAGAAAAUCUGAUGAUUUGGGUAUUUUUUUAGGUAAAAAUCUCAACUGCAAUGGGUUCUUUGCCUCUCAGAUGUGAUUAUUUGAUGCGUUUCUUGGUCCGACGUCGCCAUUACCUGUUUUUUUUGGUCGUUUUUUCGCGAUUGAAAGUGGAGUUUUGUUUCUGCUGUAGCGUCUCCUCACUGCCUCCAUGCUUCUAUGUGCUGUGAAGUCACCAUUACUCACUUUGUUUUCCUGUUGUUUUUUUUCUCCCAUCAUGCUUUGUGUUGCUGCUGCCUGACUCCUGUGUGCUCUGCCCUGAUGACAAUGUCUUUUGGCUUCCUCAUCCUCCUCCUCCUCAUCUUCCUCUUCACCUGUCCCUCCUGUGUUCUGGUUUUAUUCUCCUCUAACUCUUCCUCCUCUACCGAUCCUUCCUCCUUUCAUUUCCCUGCUGCUCCUCUUCCCCUCUCUCUCUUUUCUCUCUGGUUCGGUCCCGAACAGAGGAGGCUGAAGUGUCCAACAUCGACCACGUGGUUCUGGAUGAAGACCACUCUGGAUCCAGGCGGCUGCAGAACCUCUGGAGAGAUUCCAGAGAGGAGGCGUUGGGUGAAUACUACAUGAGGAAAUACGCCAAAUCCUCAGGAGGGGAGCACUACUCCGGAGGGUCCGAGGAGCUCUCUGAUGACAUCACCCAGCAGCAGCUACUUCCUGGUGUCAAGGAUCCGAACCUGUGGACCGUCAAGUGCAAGAUCGGAGAGGAGCGAGCGACGGCCAUCGCUCUGAUGAGGAAGUUCAUCGCCUACCAGUUCACAGACACGCCUCUCCAGAUAAAGUCGGUCGUGGCUCCGGAUCACGUCAAAGGCUACAUCUACGUGGAGUCGUACAAACAGACCCACGUCAAAGCCGCCAUCGAGGGCAUCGGCAACCUGAGGAUGGGCUUCUGGAACCAGCAGAUGGUCCCCAUCAAGGAGAUGACGGACGUCCUGAAGGUGGUGAAGGAGGUCACCAACCUGAAGCCCAAGUCCUGGGUGAGACUGAAGAGAGGCCUGUACAAGGACGACAUCGCCCAGGUGGAUUACGUGGAGCCAAGUCAGAACACCAUCUCUCUGAAGAUGAUUCCUCGGAUAGACCUGGACCGCAUCAAGGCCAAGAUGAGUCUGAAAGACUGGUUCGCUAAGAGGAAGAAGUUCAAGAGGCCCGCUCAGAGGCUGUUUGAUGCCGAGAAGAUCCGGUCUCUGGGAGGAGAAGUCAGCCACGAUGGAGACUUCAUGAUCUUUGAGGGGAACCGGUACAGCCGCAAAGGAUUCCUGUUUAAGAGCUUCGCCAUGUCGGCCGUGAUCACAGACGGAGUGAAGCCGACUCUGUCAGAACUGGAGAAGUUCGAGGAUCAACCCGAAGGAAUCGACCUGGAGGUUGUUACGGAGUCCGGGAAGGAGCGCGAACACAACCUGCAGGCCGGCGACAACGUGGAGGUCUGCGAAGGCGAGUUGAUCAACCUGCAGGGAAAAAUCCUGAGCGUCGACGGAAACAAGAUCACCAUCAUGCCCAAACACGAAGACCUGAAGGACCCCCUGGAGUUCCCGGCUCACGAGCUGAGGAAGUAUUUCCGGAUGGGCGACCACGUGAAGGUGAUCGCCGGCCGCUACGAGGGCGACACCGGGCUGAUCGUCAGAGUGGAGGAGAACUUCGUCAUCCUGUUCUCCGACCUCACCAUGCACGAGCUGAAGGUUCUGCCCAGAGAUCUGCAGCUUUGCUCGGAGACGGCGUCCGGCGUCGACGCUGGCGGCCAACACGAGUGGGGGGAGUUGGUUCAGCUGGACCCUCAGACGGUCGGGGUCAUCGUCCGCCUGGAGAGAGAGACAUUCCAGGUGCUGAACAUGCACGGUAAAGUUCUGACGGUUCGGCACCAGGCGGUGAACCGUCGGAAAGACAACCGGUUCGCCGUGGCGCUGGACUCGGAGCAGAACAACAUCCACGUCAAAGACAUCGUCAAAGUGAUCGACGGGCCGCACUCUGGUCGUGAAGGUGAAAUCCGUCACCUGUUCCGAGGUUUCGCUUUCCUCCACUGCAAGAAGCUGGUGGAGAAUGGAGGCAUGUUCGUCUGCAAGACCCGACACCUGGUGUUGGCUGGAGGCUCCAAGCCCAGAGACGUGACCAACUUCACGGUGGGAGGAUUCGCUCCGAUGAGUCCUCGGAUCAGCAGCCCGAUGCACCACGGAGGAGGAGGAGCUCAGCAGAGAGGCGGCGGCGGCGGUGGAGGAGGAAUGGGGCGGGGCCGAGGACGGCGAGACAACGAGCUGAUUGGUCAGACGGUUCGCAUCUCUCAGGGUCCCUACAAAGGAUACAUCGGGGUGGUGAAGGACGCCACCGAGUCGACGGCCCGAGUCGAGCUUCACUCCACCUGUCAGACCAUUUCAGUGGACCGCCAGAGGCUCACCACCAUGGGAGCGAAGAGGCACAGCGGGAUGACGUCGACUCACGGCCGGACCCCCGUCUACUCGUCUCAGACUCCGAUGUACGGAACCGGAUCCAGAACUCCCAUGUACGGAUCGCAGACGCCGCUGCACGACGGAAGUCGAACGCCUCAUUACGGCUCUCAGACCCCGCUGCAUGAUGGGAGCCGGACGCCGGGGCAGAGCGGCGCCUGGGACCCCAGUAACCCCAACACCCCCUCCAGGAACGAGGAGGAGUACGACUUCCCGUACGACGACGAGCCGUCGCCGUCGCCGCAGGGUUACGGAGGGACGCCCAACCCCCAAACGCCCGGUUACCCAGAAGUCCCGUCUCCGCAGGUCAACCCCCAGUACAACCCUCAGACGCCUGGAACGCCGGCGAUGUACAACACCGAGCAGUAUUCUCCAUACGCAGCUCCGUCCCCUCAGGGCUCCUACCAGCCCAGUCCCAGUCCUCAGAGCUACCACCAGGUGGCGCCUUCACCUGUCGGCUACCAGAACACACACUCACCGGCCAGCUACCACCCGACGCCCUCCCCCAUGGCCUAUCAGGCGAGUCCCAGUCCGAGUCCCGUGGGCUACAGCCCCAUGACGCCCGGAGCGCCCUCUCCUGGAGGCUACAACCCCCACACCCCGGGCUCCAACAUCGAGCAGGGCAGCAGCGACUGGGUCACCACCGACAUCCUGGUGCGGGUCAAGGACUCCUUCAUGGACCUGAUGGGCCAGACGGGCGUCAUCCGGAGCGUCACGGGAGGGAUGUGUUCGGUGUUCAUGCAGGAGUCGGAGAAGGUGGUGAGCGUCAGCAGCGACCACCUGGAGCCCGUCACACCAACCAAGAACAACAAGGUGAAGGUGAUCCUGGGAGAAGACCGCGAGGCCACCGGCAUCCUGCUGAGCAUCGACGGCGACGACGGCAUCGUCCGCAUGGAGCUGGACGACCAGCUGAAGAUCCUCAACCUGAGGUUCCUGGGACGCCUCGAGCACUGAGGGACGCACUGAGCAUGUGCAGUGAGAACCACACACUGAAGACUCGUGAGAACACAGAGACGGAUUCUGUUUAUCUUUUUAUUACUUCAGUCCAGUAGCCAAAACCGUACAACCACCCACGUACAGAGUAUUAAUACCCAGUUAUCAUAGCAGGCGUAGGAGGAACACCCCAGUCUGUCCCGCUGACUCUUUGUGUGGAUGUCUCUCUUCAUUUGUUUUAUAUUUUUUGUUGGCUUCUUUUUUCUUCUAGUGGUCUGAACCUGGUUUUAGUGCUUUUCAAUGUUCUGUCAGUACCUUUCUGGGUGCAGGAAGGUCAAAAAACGUGCAACGUCAAUAAACUGUGAGUCAGUA
Acanthochromis polyacanthus (spiny chromis) is the source of this 5485-nucleotide messenger RNA. It is a transcript of the gene supt5h, whose product is annotated as SPT5 homolog, DSIF elongation factor subunit. Lineage: Eukaryota; Metazoa; Chordata; Actinopteri; Pomacentridae. Gene Ontology annotation, biological process: transcription elongation-coupled chromatin remodeling; transcription elongation by RNA polymerase II; regulation of DNA-templated transcription elongation. Gene Ontology annotation, cellular component: DSIF complex. The transcript is spliced from 26 exons. The record is from RefSeq and is a predicted model, not a curated record. Gene Ontology annotation, molecular function: mRNA binding; protein binding. The coding region runs from base 2312 to 5134 and encodes 940 amino acids.